Molecule: messenger RNA, 1464 nt
Organism: Vigna radiata var. radiata (mung bean)
Lineage: Eukaryota; Viridiplantae; Streptophyta; Magnoliopsida; Fabales; Fabaceae
Product: F-box protein GID2
Exons: 1
Coding region: 226-756 (176 amino acids)
Biological process (GO): regulation of gibberellic acid mediated signaling pathway
Cellular component (GO): SCF ubiquitin ligase complex
Molecular function (GO): protein binding
Source: RefSeq, a predicted model, not a curated record
ACCCCCCUAACCUUAACCUUUACUUCACCUGCCCCAUUACCCCAUCCCUUCUCUUCCCACCAAAAUCCAACCCUCUCAAUUCCGUUACCGUCAUCUUCUCACCCCCAUUUAUUUAAUUAUUCUCCUUCUCUUUCUCCCCUUUCCUCCUCCUCCAUCAAGCGACUCACUUUCUGCCACCCACACACACAAACCACAAAACCCUCUUUUUCUUUCUUUUUCUUGCCGAUGAAGCGUCCACUUCUGUCCGCCACCUCCCACCAUGACGAGACCAAGAUGAAGAAGGCCAAGGCGGUGGUGAUAGAGGAUGGAGAUGAGGAGGGGGAUCACGUGGAGGGAUUAGGGUGUUUUGACGACAACCUGCUGUUCGAGGUUUUGAAGCACGUGGACGCGCGUACUCUAGCUAUGGCAGGGUGUGUGAACAAGCAGUGGCACAAGACGGCGCAGGACGAAAGGCUGUGGGAACUGAUCUGCACGAAGCAGUGGGCGAACACUGGAUGUGGGGAACAACAGCUACGAUCCGUAGUUCUCGCCCUCGGUGGCUUCCGUCGCCUUCACGCCCUUUAUCUCUUCCCUCUCUCCAAGCCUCAGACAUCUUCCUCAUCUUCAUCCUGCUCCUCCUCUCCCUGGGGCCCCACCAUCCCCCAGGUCAUUCGAUCAAAGCCCCUACGUUUGGGGAAGGACGAGGUUCACCUCUCUCUUUCCCUUCUCUCCAUUCGCUACUACGAGAAGAUGAAUUUCAAUAACCGAACCAGAUGAUUCCUUAUUAUUCUACUAUCCAUGAUCCAUAAUCCGUAAUCCAUUCUAUGUGUUUCCUUUUCUAAACCUAAUUUCGGCUUUCGACACUAUUUCAUUUGGUGCGAUUUUUAGAUUUCAGUUGCCAGAUCUGCUUUUAAUUCAGGCAAUUAGUCUAAGCUGGAUGUGUUUUGUAACCUGUAUGUAUGUACUUUGAUUUGAUUAAUAAUAUAAUAUAUAUGAAUAUUGGAAUGUAUUUGUAUCUCCAUGAUGAUGUUUUAAAUAUCUUGUUUUGGGGGUUGGAAGAAUAGAUUAGGGUGUGGAUCUGAGGGGAAAAGGGAGGAUUUGGGAGUUUAGGGGACAAGAAUUUGGGUGAGGUUGGGAGAAUUGCCGAAAGGAGCGGAAGGAUGAGUGAUUGGCGGUCCUGAUGGUGUUUUUUCCGAAUAGGCACAAGGAGACAGAGGCUGAGGUCUUCUUGUUCUGUAACAAAUGUCUGCUACUGCCUAUGUUUUCUGGCUCUUACUUCGGCCCAAUGGGUAAAGGACACACGAAUGAGUUUGCAUUUCUAUUGCCUCUGCAAAAGCCAAAUUUUUCUUGAGGGACGAUAUUUGUCGUUACGAGGAUCCCUAUUAUUUGUUUUUCCCACUGUAUUUUUUCAUGCUUUAGCAAUAUUGUAGUAUUAGAUCAGUGAACACGGACAAACACACUCUCUUGGACGAAUAUAUUGUUUUC